GGGAUGUUCCUAACAACGUCUCGGCUUCAGUUCGACCUCGGCUGGGGAUGUUCCAGCUUGAGGUGGCAGGCUCGCUCGAGCUCGGCUGAUUGACAGCCCUACCGCUCAGGGGCUCCGCACCUCAGGUUCAUAUCCUUUCCCUUCUCUCGGACUCUCUCCUCCCUGGGAUCCCCUCCUCCGUUGCUCUUCCUUCCCUAGCGGCGGCGACUGGAGAGCGGCGGUGCCAUUUGUCACGUCUUCGUCCAGCCCUUCGCCGGCGACGAGCAUCCUCCAGCACCUGGUUUUCAGAGCGAGCGCAAGGAGCGGUGAUGCAGAGGCUGGGGGAUUUCAGGCUGCCUCCCUUCUUCAACUACCCGCCUUACUUCACUUUGCAGCCUGUGCGCGAAACUCGGGAAAAGCAAGUCCAGUUAUGGAAAGAUCUGAUACUUGAUUACUGUAGAAGUCAAAAGAUACAUACAAUAUCCCUGGAAGAAGAUUUCCCCUUGUUCUCCAAUCCAAAGAUCGAGAGAUCUCUUAGCCAUGAAGCAAAGGAAGUGUUCCUUGCAGCUCUUGUUAGUGAAGGUCGUGCGGAGUGGAUGGACAAAGGUCACAAGAAAUGCCUCAUUCUUUGGCUAAGAAUACAGGAUUGGGCCAAUUUGAUAUUAAAUUUUGUAAAGGAUAAUGGAUUGGAAGUAAUGACCGUUGAAGAAAUACGCUCUGGAAUCGAUACUCGUGGAACUGAACUCGAGGGAAUCAAUCGUGGUGUUCUCAUGCGGGCUCUGCGGCAAUUGGAACAGAAAGGCAAAGCAGCUAUCUUCAAAGGCACUUCGGCCGACGACGAAGGCGUGAAGUUUUCUGUGUAAAUUUCUUUGUGAUCCUCAAACUGGCAGGCAAAUAAAACUGACCGAUCAGUAGUGUCUUUGAACAUGACCUGAAAAAUCACAUCGUUGUUGAGUAGCGGUAUUUUUUUUUCUGCA
Panicum virgatum (switchgrass) is the source of this 956-nucleotide messenger RNA. RefSeq names its product vacuolar protein sorting-associated protein 25-like. The coding region runs from base 309 to 842 and encodes 177 amino acids. Gene Ontology annotation, molecular function: structural molecule activity; protein homodimerization activity. The transcript is spliced from 7 exons. NCBI's taxonomy places the organism in Eukaryota, Viridiplantae, Streptophyta, Magnoliopsida, Poales, Poaceae. Gene Ontology annotation, cellular component: ESCRT II complex. Gene Ontology annotation, biological process: protein transport to vacuole involved in ubiquitin-dependent protein catabolic process via the multivesicular body sorting pathway. The record is from RefSeq and is a predicted model, not a curated record.